Molecule: messenger RNA, 1517 nt
Organism: Sinocyclocheilus rhinocerous
Lineage: Eukaryota; Metazoa; Chordata; Actinopteri; Cypriniformes; Cyprinidae
Gene: tyw2
Product: tRNA methyltransferase 12 homolog
Exons: 7
Coding region: 150-1388 (412 amino acids)
Biological process (GO): wybutosine biosynthetic process; tRNA methylation
Cellular component (GO): cytoplasm
Molecular function (GO): tRNA methyltransferase activity
Source: RefSeq, a predicted model, not a curated record
ACAGGAGUUUGGAACUGACUAGGAACGAUAUUACUCGAAUGCGACGGUGUCUCGUUCGUUCAUGUCAAUUGGGUUUUGAUGGACUCCCAUAUUAGUUUGUUUAGACAAUUAAUAUAUUUUGAUUACUUUUCUAACACCUCCUGUGGAAAAUGGUUGUAAUUCCGUGUUUAAAAGUGCCGCAGCGUUACGCACAAAUGUACAGAAAAUACCUACUGUCACAAGGUGUUCUGGACCGCAAGUACUGUGCACAGAAACACCCAGAUGGGACUGUAACCCUUCCAGUCAUAGCAUCUUUUCUGGCACAGCUUGAUCUAGUGGCACUAACAAAAGAUGUCGCACAGGACAGCUUUUGUGAAAUUGUUGAUAUCCAGGCUCCCCCAUUAUCAAAGAAGGAAAAAUUUAAAUCUUCUUAUAAGAGGCUUCUAGAGACUGCACAGUCUUUGCUGGUUUCUAAAGGAGAAAAAUGGAGUGAAGAUCUAGAGAGAGACAUUCCUAGCCAAUGGCAAUGCCAUGGAGAUCUUGUCCUGUUUAGCGAAGGUUCCUUUUCUAAUGCAAUAUGGAAAGAAAUUGGAUCUGAAUUCUGGACUGCAGUUGCCCUGACGCUGGGAGGGAAACGUAUAGCACAAAUUAAAAAAAUCUCCCAGGAUGGUUAUCGUACACCUACAGUGACUAUGCUUUUAGGAGACAGCAGCUAUGUAACACACAUUGAUAACCACAUUAGGUAUGAGUUUGAUGUCACCAAGUGCAUGUUCUCUUCUGGGAAUAUCACAGAGAAGCUCAGAAUAGCCUCCUUUGACUGCAGUGGAGAGACUGUGGUUGACUUGUAUGCAGGGAUUGGCUACUUCACUCUUCCAUAUCUUGUACAUGCUAAGGCUGCUCAUGUGCAUGCAUGUGAAUGGAACCCAGAUGCAGUAAAAGCUCUACAGAGAAACCUGCAGGUCAACGGUGUGUCAGACCGCUGCACUGUCCAUCCAGGAGACAACAGCCAGCUUCCAUUGUGUGAUCUUUCUGAUCGAGUGAAUUUGGGCCUCAUACCAAGUUCGGAGGAAGGAUGGCCAGUGGCAUGUCGUCUGCUAAAGAGAGACACUGGUGGAAUGCUGCAUAUUCAUCAAAAUGUCACAACACCUUUGCAUCAUGAACCACUUGAACAUUCUUCUGCUAUCGAUGUUGAAAAAGGCUCUUCUAUGGAAGAAUCUUCUCUGAGGAUCCAGAGAGAUAUGCAAGCAUGGACUGCCUGGGCUUCAGAAACAGCCAGACGCAUCUGUACACUUUUGUCAGACAUCACUGGAAGCAAAUGGAAGACAAAUAUCAAGCACAUAGAGCAUGUUAAGACAUACGCACCACAUAUCAGUCAUGUAGUUCUGGAUUUGGAGUGUAAACCUCUCUGAUAAACACAUUCAAUCAUGUAUAAAGUUUUUAAUUCUAAUCUUUAUAAUCAGCUAUAAUUAGUUUUACCCUUUUCUUUGGGUGUAUGUGUUUGAGAUGCAAAAUUUAGCAGUAUUUUGUAGUUAUUUUAA